UUAAGUAGUGGGAGCAAUGACUCCCUCAUCGACUUGUACCAUUCUGGUGGAUAUCCAUUAGUACCUGCCGAUUUACCUGAUUUCAGAGGUCUCAUUUGCAAGAGGACAGAUGGAUCUUUAGUAGAGCUAUGAAGCCAUUCCAAGUCCCUAAGUUUAACUUCCAGAUAUUUAACUCAGACUGCAUUGGACUUUUGCCAGCCUGUAAUGCCUGUCAAGGAACCUGUUUUCAAGGAAAUUUGAGUCAGACUGUCACUUGCGUCAAAGCCAAGCAGAGCCCCCUCCCUGUCUGCUGCCCCCCCCUCUCUGUCCCUGGUGAGCAGUGGAGGAUGUCUCAUAAGAAGGUCUUCAUAGUCCUGCUGGCCGUCAGCAGCCUGAGCCUCCUGCUGCAUCAUGGAGGCCACUUCUGGACUAUGAAGGCCUUUAACGUGACCUGCUCCGUGACCCUGCCGCAGCCAUCCAAGCACACCAGCGUGGGCUUCCUCAAGACGCACAAGACAGCCAGCAGCACCAUCCAGAACAUGCUCUUCCGCUUCGCCGAGCGCCACAACCUGACGGUGGCGCUGCCGGUGCAGGCCUGCGACCACCAGUUCUGCUACCCGCGGCCCUUCAGCGGGCGUUUCGUACACCCCCACACCCUGCCCCCCAACAUCAUCACCAGCCACAUGCGCUUCAACCUGUCCCAGCUGCGCCGCCUCAUGCCCCCCGACACCCUGUACGUCACCAUCCUGCGUGAGCCUGCCGCCAUGUUCGAGUCCCUCUUCACCUACUACAGCCAGCACUGCGGCAGCUUCCAGCGCGUCCCCAACGGCUCGCUGGAGGCCUUCCUCUCCAAUCCCUGGCAGUACUACCGCCCCCACGAGGAGGACUCCAUGUACGCCCGCAACACGCUGACCUACGACCUGGGCGGGGAGAAGGACCACGUGCCCUCGGACACGGGCUACAUGCGCGGCUUCAUCGCGGAGGUGGAGCGGGUCUUCUCGCUGGUGAUGAUCGCCGAGCACUUCGACGAGUCGCUGGUGCUGCUGCGCAGCCUCCUGUCCUGGGACCUGGAGGACGUCGUGUACCUGGAGCUCAACAUGCGCACGCCCACCUCCAAGCAGAAUCUGAGCUCCGAGCUGCCCGCCCUCAUCCGGGCGUGGAACGCCCUGGACGCCCGGCUGUACGACCACUUCAACGCCUCGCUGUGGCGGCGGCUGGAGUCGCUGGGGCUGGAUUGCGUGGCGCAGGAGGUGACUCUGCUGCGGCAGGCCCGGGACCGAGUGCUCAGGGGCUGCUUCGGCGGGAAGCCCCCCCAGGUCCGACCCGCCACCCAGAUCAAGAACAAGGAGUUCAGGCCCUGGCUGCCCAGCUCCAAGGUGGACAUCGUGGGGUACGACCUGCCGCUGAACGCCUCUCAGCCCGGCGCGGCGGCCGGGGGGACACCGCAGGACCUCUGCCUGAAGCUCAUCAUGCCGGAGGUGCAGUACUCCCGCCAGCUCCUCCGCACCCAGUCCCUGCGGUACCGCAAGAACCACCCAUUCCGCCUGAAGCCACGCCCCCACCCGCCGCACGUGCCCUCUCAGACAGCGUCCACCCCAACCCUGCCUCCAUCCACCAAUCACACCAGCCACAGCAGGGAGAAAAGCCACUCCACACGGAAUCCACCCCCCCAGAGCCAGCAGCCCCCCACGCAGGCCCCAGCCAGAGCUGUCUGGACUCCGCCCCCCCCAGCUAGACCGAAGACGUGACCCUUGACCCCAGUAACACUGAGUGGGGUGGGGGGCCUGCACCAGAGAGUUAUGAGGGCGCCCCCUGGUGCCGUCCCCCAGCCUACACUCACUGACAUCAUAGCAGAACUGAAGAGUCACAGGAAGCUGAGGGGCUUUGCGAAGCUCCUCCCUCUGCAGACCCUGUCAUGCUGUGACAUCACACAGCUCCACGAUGCUUAUUGGCUGACAGCAGCUGAAUACGAACUGUCUUAAUGAAGACUCCUCUGCCUAGGUCCCACUGCAGGAGGGUGUCACUGAAGAGCUAUUGUUUACUCUUUAGUCCAAAGCUAUAAACCAGGUACGUUGGCUGGACCAGUGAGUUAGCUCUCCAUAAGUGUGUCCAUCUGAAAUCUCACGCUUAUGGUGUUUUAAAAGUUACACAGCACAAGGAUCAAAACCAGUAAUGUGAUUGACUGAAUGAAGCCUCAAAGGGGUGAAACUAAGGUGUUAUGAGUGAUUUGACCUUACUAUGCAGAUCCCAGAGAGGACAAUACAAAUACUCCAACAUGUUUAAUCUUUUAUUUAUUUGGUAACACAUUAAGUGGAUCUUCAUAAUGUAUACACACCAUAUUUAUAAGCACUAUGUAAGAAUGACACCACAAAUAAUUUGAAGUUUACCGAUUAUUUGGAUCAUGCCAUGAAGCAUGUAAUACCACAUGAUGAGUAAAGUAGCUACUGCAUUACUCUCAUAGAGAUUAUGAAUAUGUGAGGCAGGCAUUAUGAAGGAUUAUAAAAUUUCACCAUUUGUUUUUACUCUUUCAGAGUUGCCCCUUUGUAAUUAUAUUAUUGAAACACUAAGAUCCUGCUGAUGGAUAUGUUACGCCAACAAUAAAUAAAAGAAUACAUAAAUAUAGGCACUGAAUGAAGCAUGUCACAAGGCCAAGCCUCAGGACAGCUAGCAAAAACAAAAAAAAAAAAAAA
Molecule: messenger RNA, 2669 nt
Organism: Megalops cyprinoides (Indo-Pacific tarpon)
Lineage: Eukaryota; Metazoa; Chordata; Actinopteri; Elopiformes; Megalopidae
Product: galactose-3-O-sulfotransferase 3-like
Exons: 5
Coding region: 129-1727 (532 amino acids)
Biological process (GO): glycolipid biosynthetic process
Cellular component (GO): membrane
Molecular function (GO): galactosylceramide sulfotransferase activity
Source: RefSeq, a predicted model, not a curated record